AUAGAGAAGGCGGUUGGCUGGGUUUUGUUUGUUUGUAUAUUAUAAUAAUAAAAAAAAAACUAAAACCCUCUCUCUUUCUUCUUCAUUCUUCACAGUCACCACUUAACAGUGGUGGUUGAAGUGAAGGGGUUUAUCGUCUUUUUCCCUUUUCCGAUGGGAGCUCUUGCUACAUUCCCUUCUCCUUGGACUCCCGAUGACGAUCUUUUGCUCAAGAACGCCAUUGAGAAUGAUGCUUCCUUGGAGUCACUUGCAAAAGGUGCAGUUCAGUUUUCUCGAAAAUUUACUCUCGCGGAAAUACAUGAUAGAUGGCAUUCUCUACUCUAUAACCCUUCAGAAAUCUCUGCGUCUAUAUCAAAUAACAAAUCUGGAAAUUCAAAAGAACAGAAAAUUGUUUCUGAUAAGAGAAAACCUCAAAGUGUUCGAGAUUCUUAUUAUGCUAUGCGUAAAAGAAUCCGCAGAGAUAUGCCAACAUCCAUGGACUGCAAUUUUCUGGUCGAUCCAGAAGAUGGUGAUUAUGUGGUAAAUGGAGAUGAGCAUUUGCCCGAAAACUGUGUAACCGAGUGUUCAACUUUUAAUCACUCUACGAAUCAUGAUCUGUCACCUGAAAACUAUGUACCUGAGGGUCCAACUUUGAAUCACUUUUCGAAUCAGGAUACAUCACAGUACGGACUUCCAGAAAAUAUUAUGGAUGUUGAUGUUGCAAUUAAUGGAGGUACUACUCAAGGGUUUUACAAUGGAGUUGAUGAUACAGUUGAAGAGAAUUUCCUCACUGACCAAAACAAUAUUCCUGAGGAGGAACCUCAAAUUCUUGAAGACAAUGUUCCUCUGAAUGGAGCUGCUGAGGAAUUGGAUGUUCCAAUAGAAUUAGACAUAGAUAAAUUUAUCAGAGAUGAUGGUUUAGAGGAUAUGUCUUUGUCUGCAUUUAACCAAAUCAACAAUGACCCUGCAAAUUUGUGCUCCGAGUUUGAUGAAGAUUAUAUGUUUGAUUCACCUGAAGAGUGUGGAAAUUCAUUUGACAAUUUCGAGUUAACUUCACUUCCUGACAUUCCGGACAUGCCGGUCUGGACAACAGAAGAACAUGAUGAUACUCCGUGUGAUGGUUCAAAAGAUUCCAUUGCUUGCCAGGAUGGCUAUCUGGAAGAACUGUCCAAUUCACUCUUUAAUUUCAAUGAUGAGGAAGAGCUAUUUCUGAUGGAUUCUGUCGGAAAAAAUGGGAUUGGUAAAUCUUAUUAUGAUGGUCUGAGUUCACUUUUACUAAACUCUCCAAUUGAUGGUUGUUCAGAUCAGAUACCUGAAACGACUGAAGCAGAGUUAUUAUUAACCUCAUGUGAAGAUGCUAAAAACCCGUCCGUUUCAUGUUGUGUAGAAGUUGAUGACAAUGCAGGAAAGGCUGAAACAGAGAUGUUAGUGACCUCUGAUGCACAUGUUAACGACCUGUCAGUUUCAUGCUGUGCAGAAAUAGAUUUCAAUGCAGUGUCGCAAUCUAAUGGUGUGGAAGUAGUUCACAAAUCAGAGUUCCAGAUGCCAACUUCUGCCUCAGCUAAAGACCCUCAAUUUCCUGAACUAACUAACGGAGUUAUUUUCUGUAGAUUAAACACUGAGGACCCAGAUGUUCCAUGCAAUGAUGAUGUUUUCCUACCCUUUAAUGAGCCUCCCCCAACAAUUUCCUCUUCAUCUGAAUCAGCUGCUAGAAAAUCCAAUAAACCAGUGCCAUCAUCUGUUAACGACUAUGGAUAUAGAGCUAACGGAAGAGGUAAAGUUUUGAUGCAGGUUGAACAAAAAACCUCCAUAGGAGCUCAUGUGUCUUCUCAAACAGCGGGAGCUCGUGGCCUUCCGGAACCUGUUUCUGGUUCUAAGAUUAAAUGUGACUUAUCUAAUAAUCAUGCAUCACACACACUAUCCAGGAGUGCAGUUAUUGCUUCCGUUGGACUAGGUGGAAACAAUGAUGCAUCGAACAAAACUCAUGCUGCUCUUCAUGCAAAUCCUAAGGAAAAUGUUGCUAAUGUUAGCUUCGUAAAGCAUCUAAGCAAUAAUGUCACAAAUUUGUCACAUGAAAAACCAGCUCUUGAAAAUGGCUUCAGAAAUCAUGUCCAACAUAAUGGUUCUAGCUUGAAACAGGAACAAGAUGUAGCUUUGCCAGUUGAAGAUAAUCAGUUGCAACUUGCUAUAAUGGGAUCUGCAGACGUUCUGGGGUCAGAGCUUGUGAUUGAUCCUCAAAAUUCAGAUGAGGAAGAGCAAUAUAUCGAAAGUGAUGAUGAUAUUCCUUAUUAUUCUGAUGUAGAGGCCAUGAUACUUGAUAUGGACUUGGAACCUGAUGAUCAGGAUUUAUAUGAUAAUGAAGAAGUAUCAAGAUUUCAACAUGAGGAAACAAAGCGGGCUAUCAUAAGGCUAGAGCAGGGUGUUCAUUCAUAUACGCAGAGAGCCAUGGCCUCACAUGGAGCAUUGGCCCUAUUAUAUGGUCGCCACUCAAAGUUCUAUAUCACGAAAACUGAGGUUUUACUUGGACGAGCAACAGAAGGUGCUCAUGUAGAUAUUGACUUAGGCAAAGGAGGGUGUAGCAAUCUAAUAUCUAGACGCCAGGCAAUCAUAAAGAUGGACAAAGAUGGAUCGUUCUACAUUAAAAAUGUUGGAAGGUGUUUGAUGCUGAUAAAUGAAAAAGAAUUGCACACUGGUCAAACUCAAAGAUUGGAUUCUAGUUAUCUGAUUGAGUUGAAGGGCAAACAAUUCAUAUUCGAGAUAAAUGAAAGUCGUAUGAAGCAGUAGCAGUUGGAUCAUAGUACUGACAAUUUUCCGACCUUUUAGUACGAUUGUAAAUGAUACAAAGAGGUCCAUUAACAUAGAAGGUGCUUGUUUUACGUGCUUUCUGAUUUUUGGUAAGGAGUGGCCCUGAUGUAUGUCAUUGAUUUUAUUGAUGAUGUGUUUUUCCCGGAA
Trifolium pratense (red clover) is the source of this 2931-nucleotide messenger RNA. RefSeq lists its product as uncharacterized. Gene Ontology annotation, molecular function: protein binding; G-quadruplex RNA binding. NCBI's taxonomy places the organism in Eukaryota, Viridiplantae, Streptophyta, Magnoliopsida, Fabales, Fabaceae. The record is from RefSeq and is a predicted model, not a curated record. The transcript is spliced from 7 exons. Gene Ontology annotation, cellular component: MLL1 complex; NSL complex; Ino80 complex. Gene Ontology annotation, biological process: positive regulation of transcription by RNA polymerase II. Bases 154 to 2763 code for a protein of 869 amino acids.